GCGGAAGCGAGGGGAGGCCGUUUCCGGCGGGGGCCCGCGGGCUCUGGUUGGCUACGGCGGCCGGGAGGGGCCAGCGCGGCGCUGGAGCGGACGGCGGCGCCUCUCUCCUCGCGCCUUGCCCUCGCUGCGGCGGCCGGGGCCCGGGCCGGCGCGCGGGGAAGAUGCUGGAGGCGGCGGCCGAGCCGGAGCUGGACCCCGAGGACCUGGUGCAUUUCUCGGUGGGGGACCUGCCCAGCCGCGGCUACGGGGUGAUGGGCGAGAUCCGGAGGCAGGGCAAGCUCUGCGACGUGACCCUCAAGGUAGGGGACCACAAAUUCAGCGCCCACCGGAUCGUACUAGCAGCCUCCAUCCCUUACUUUCAUGCUAUGUUUACAAAUGACAUGAUGGAAUGCAAACAGGAUGAGAUUGUCAUGCAAGGAAUGGAUCCAAGUGCACUAGAGGCUCUGAUCAACUUUGCUUACAACGGACACCUAGCAAUUGAUCAGCAGAAUGUUCAGUCUUUGCUGAUGGGGGCAAGUUUCCUUCAGCUGCAAAAUAUCAAAGAUGCCUGCUGUACCUUUCUCAGAGAGAGGCUUCAUCCUAAGAACUGCCUAGGCGUACGUCAGUUUGCAGAAACCAUGAUGUGUGCCGUGCUCUACGAAUCUGCCAACAGCUUCAUCCACCAGCACUUUGUGGAGGUGUCCAUGUCUGAAGAGUUCCUUGCUCUAGCCUUCGAAGACGUGCUGGAGCUGGUUUCAAGGGAAGAGCUCAAUGUCAAGUCUGAGGAGCAGGUAUUCGAAGCUGCGUUAGCCUGGGUCCGGUACGAGCGAGAUCAGAGGGAACCCUGCUUACCUGAGCUACUGUCCAAAAUCCGACUGCCCCUUUGUCGACCUCAGUUCCUCACUGACCGUGUGCAACAAGAUGACCUUGUCCGCUGCUGCCACAAAUGCCGGGACCUGGUGGAUGAAGCAAAAGACUAUCACCUAAUGCCAGAACGCCGGCCGCACCUCCCGGCAUUCAAGACGCGUCCCCGGUGCUGCACAUCGAUCGCAGGAUUGAUUUAUGCUGUUGGAGGUCUUAAUUCAGCAGGUGAUUCACUGAACGUGGUGGAAGUCUUCGACCCCAUUGCAAAUCACUGGGAGAAGUGCCAGCCGAUGACGACGGCACGCAGCCGAGUGGGUGUGGCUGUGGUGAAUGGACUCUUGUAUGCCAUUGGUGGAUACGAUGGCCAGUUAAGACUGAGUACAGUGGAAGUUUAUAACCCAGAGAUGGAUUCUUGGUCCAAAGUAGGAAGCAUGAACAGCAAACGAAGUGCAAUGGGAACAGUAGUGCUGGAUGGGCAGAUCUAUGUAUGCGGUGGGUAUGAUGGAAACUCAUCCCUCAACUCCGUGGAGACGUACUCACCAGAAACAGACAGGUGGACGGUAGCGACUCCCAUGAGUUCGAAUCGCAGCGCGGCCGGAGUCACCGUGUUCGAAGGCAGGAUCUAUGUGUCUGGAGGGCACGACGGUUUACAAAUUUUCAGCAGUGUGGAGUACUACAACCAUCACACAGCAACGUGGCACCCCGUCGCAAGCAUGCUGAACAAGCGGUGUCGGCACGGAGCCGCCUCCCUGGGCAGCAAGAUGUUUGUCUGUGGCGGCUACGAUGGGUCUGGCUUCCUCAGCAUCGCCGAGGUGUACAGCUCCAUGGCAGAUCAGUGGUACCUGAUCGUCCCGAUGAACACCCGACGGAGCCGCGUCUCCCUUGUAGCCAACUGCGGCCGCCUGUAUUGCGUGGGUGGCUAUGACGGGCAGUCCAACCUGAGCUCGGUGGAGAUGUACGACCCAGAAACCAACCGCUGGACGUUCAUGGCCCCUAUGGUGUGCCACGAGGGUGGGGUUGGUGUGGGGUGCAUACCGCUCCUCACCAUCUGAGAAGGAAGCGUUGGCAGCCAUCUCCAAGCAACAAUCUCUGGAGAGGUUUAGCGAGGGUUUUGUGAUGGGAUCUAUCCAGAGGUACAUUUCUAGAUGCGUCAUUCGUCAUUCACGAACACAAACAGUUAAAAAGAAAGUGGCCCUGCGAUUUUUCCGGGCUGAGGCUCUGCCACAGUUGAAUAUUCACCGUUCAGACCAUGUGUGUGUAACCCCUACUCCCUUCCCUCCCCCCACACUCUAGUCAUUACGUGGAUCUAAGGCUAGGCAGAUGCUUCCUUCUCCUAGCCUUUGCUUCAGGUACUGCAUUGAUCCAGAUGUGGUCUACUUCUGGUAAUGCUGUUGGGAAGCAGUGGAGCAGUCUAUGUUGGUUUGACCCUGCAUAAACUAAUAUUGGCCAGAUCAAUUGGGAGAGAGUGCGUAUGCAGUAUGUUCAGGGCAAAUGACCCUAAUGCCACAGUUCAGUUUAUUAUUAACUACAGUAGCUUGAGUAUUGCAGACAGUCCAGUUCAUUCUGUUUAGUUACCAAGCACGUUGGAUUUUACCCACCCUUACAAAACAGGAGGGGCUUUCUCACCAAUAUUGGUUGUUAGAAGCCCAUGUGUGGGGUAAUCCUUGGAGAUGCAUCGCUCCUUAAUUUCUGAGGAUUUAUCCCUAUGACCAGUGUAUUUCAUUUACUUCUUUUGAAUGUAAUUUACUUUGUUCUGUUGGAUCAGGAAAAUUGGAUGUAAGCAUUAAGGGAGGAUGACAAAUGUUUUCCCCUCUCAAAUUCUCAAAAAAACAAAAAACGAAAAAAAUAGAUUAAAACAUCUAACCGUUCUAAAAGACUGCUGAGGGAAAAAAUUGAAUAUAAAUGACACUAGCAGCAAACUUAUAUUUAAAUAGGAAAACUGCCAAAAUGUUAAUUAUACAGAUCUUUUUUUUAAAUUAAAUCUGUUUUAAAGCUUUUUUCCUUUCACAAAACUUAGGCAUUGGUUUCCAAAAUACGUAUUAGAAACAGCUGGAUUCCAGUAUGGUCAAGAUCUGUCCUUUUGAUCUUUUGCGCAAAGAUGAAAAUGUAGCACCUCACAUGUGCUUUGUUUUGGAAAGUUCCUGCUGUGCAUUCAGAUGUUUUUGAUUUCACAAAAAUGUUGUGUGGGUUUUGAAAUAUGCACUUGGCCUGCUGUGUUGUGAGCUCUUGUGUGUGUUGUUGGUCUGUUUGACAGCUGCCAUUCACUUAAGAAAGCUCAAAUACAGACUGGGCCUUCACGGAGAAAUAACACCGAGGGAUAGACAAUAAGGGUUUGUGCAAGGGACAUAACUUGGGCCCCAGGAAAAUUGCACAUGCACAAACUUUCAGCACAGCCGAAGGUUUUGUUAAAUCAGUGUCUAGCUUUUUCUGUUUAGCUACGGUGGAAAGAUCUUUACAGCAUGCUUGGUUGAUGCUCUGUUAACCUAGCCAUGCAGCCAUCUUUUUACAGCCAAACAAUGACAGUUGCAAAAGUGUGAUAUUGUCAACAUCCUUCACUUAAAGGAGAGAUGAAUGUGAAAGACUAUUAGCGACCAAGCAGACAGUCUGGUCUUUCCCCAGGAGUCCAUGCCCAUAUGUUCCCCACUGUUGUUUUCCUGUCAUGCAGCCUACACUGGCAGAAGAUGAGGUGUUCUCUUCCCCUUCUUCCUUGGUUCUUUGCCUUUUUAAUAUCCCUGUCUCUCCUCUUCUGUAACGAUUGCAAAUGGAAGGACACAUGGAUCCUUGAGUUCUUACUGCAGCUGCCGUGGCACGUACCACCUGACAGAGAUGCUUUGGAGUCUCCGCACCUGCACCUUUGCCCUGGAGACUUGUCAGAUGCCUUUAUGAUGCCUGUUCUCCUUUGCAGACCUGGGGAGUGGAUGACUGGGUCCAAGUCUAAGUUGGAGUCUCGUCCUACAUUGCUGGCCGUGUAGCUACUUCAGGCACCGAGAUGCGGCUUUACAAUGAUUUUUUUUUUAUAUAUAUAUCUCAAGGUUACAAACUUUGCCACGUUUUUUUGGAAGUAGAUCAUCCCACAAUGAUUUGAUUGAGGUAAAUGUGAGUGGCCAGCACAUGGUAUGGUUGUGUAUUCUAACUGGACAAGUCAUCAGAGUUCUCUCACGACUGGGAGGAGGACAGUUCUUUGAAACCUUCUUUUGUGCUAAAUCAAGAAGCAACAAAGUUUUCAAAAUCCAAGUAGGUCUGUGACCACUUUAGUCAGUCUAAGCGCGAAGCCAGCAUUCUGCAUUAACUUACAUCAGAGCGGGGUUAGAGUAAUGCAUGACACUGACAGCCUACGUGUAUGCAAUAUCUAGACGCAACAGGACGAGGGAAGGACAGCGUGGCCUAGGAGAGACCCCUUUGAACUCGGGGAUAAUAUUAUAAAAUGAUGUGAAAUGUAUUUAUUAGCUCUUCAGUAUUUCACUUGCAUGAAUAUGGUCUGCCACUAAUCUAGGGCUUCCUUCUCAAUCUGCUUCCUCCUAUAUGAUCCUUUAGUGAAGCCCUGGUCACAGACUGUGAGAAUGCCAACACAGGCUUCUGAUGGGACGAGCAGCUGGGAAGGGAAGGACGCUGUAUUCAAACACUAAUCUCUUCCAUUGACACACAGGGACACGGGGGAAUGACAAAUAUAUGUCCAUUUCUUUUCGUGUGCGCUUUUUUAUGUUCGAACCUUCCUCUGCAAGGGCCAGAUCCUGUCAGACCUGGAGCACCCUAAUUUCUGUCAUUCAGUGGGAUCUGAGCAUGCUCUGCAUCUCUUCAAACGGGGUCCUGAGUCUGAAUUUCUGGGCUUUGUUGAUUUUUUUGUUCAUAUCAAAAACCUCAGUGCUGCUUAGAUUUUUUUUUACUUUGGGUGUGGAUGUGGAUGUCUCUGUAUUCAGGUACCAUGUAUAUUGUAGAUGUAUAAUAUGAGCAUGUGUGGUUAUAAAUGUGGGUGCUCUGUCUAGGUAUCGAUAUCUAUUUCCUGUUUAUAUGCAUUUACCAACCAAUGGAUCAUGCUUGAGGAUAAACAUUCGUUUGGCAUUUCCAUGCUGCUAAGACUUUUUUUAAACAUCGGCAUCAAGACUAAGGUAGUUUUCAGGCCAUGAGCUGAAAGGUGGUAGAAAAAUAAAAUUAUUUGCCAUUAGCUGCAAGGCUUUUAAACUAUGUAUCUUGGGGAAGGAGUGUGUGUGGCGGGGGAAGGGGGGAUUUUAGGUUUAUUUGCUUUUGAAAGUAAAGGGUGUGGCAAGGAAAGAAUUAGCAAUUUCUUUCUGUCCUGUUCAUCUUCCCAACUUGUGUUUUCCACUCUCAGCCAAGUCUCACUAGCAGGGGUCUGAUUGAGCAGAUUUCUUUAGGGGCCCAUUGACCUGUCUAUUAAUACCGGAGUUUCCGUGUCUUUCUUAGCAGGGGUGUUGCAUUGAUACAGCAAGGCUCAGCAGUUAUCGAGUCAUUUGGUGCCCGCUUCCGUAGAGCAACUAUGGUGAUAAUCAUGGGGUUGCUCUCCUAGGGGAGAGGAUCGUUUGUCCCCUGCCCAUAUGUUAAUCCAUCAUCCCAAAUUUUCCCCCUCAGCAAGAAUGUAUUUGCAUCACUGAGUGCGUAGAUAUCCUGCAGGCCCAUCAAAAGUUACCCAAGGGGAGUGGAGGAGUCAGACUUUUUCAGAACUGCAUUUAUCCUUGUGACACUUUCUUUGAGUAAGGCUGAACUUUGCUGCCACCAUAUGUGCAGAAUGAUUGGUAGGUGCAGUUCUAGAGUGCCACUGGGCUUACUUGGGGUAGAUCUGCUUGUACCAUAAUGAGUAAAUGACUUUGCCAUGUCAGGAAUGAAUUAGAUAUACUGAACAACAGAGUCAUAGAGGAAUUAGUCUCAUUGUGUUUUGGCUAAUCUUGAAUCGCUUUGGGAUAGUUCUCAUAGUUUCUCGAGCCAUCUCCUUUAGCCUUGCCUUGAAUGCCUUCCAUGAGUUCACUUGGCAGGGAGAUUGGAAUGCCGAUGAUGAGAUACGUGUUUCUAGUUGACUGGGAAUUGCCUGGCCAAACACUGUUUCAUGCCCAUAAACAGCUGAUGGGCUAAUGGUUACUCCAGCAGCCUGUUUGCUAACUAGGGAAGCUUUGUGCGUUUUCCAAGUCAAUCUUAUGCCUGUUAGAUCUGUUUGCAGAGAACAGAUUCCUAACCGUGUUCAGAGCGGUUCUGAGGGUUAGCUAGACCAGGAGAGAUCUGGAUAUUGAGUAUUCCAAACACAGCGUUAGUAAUGUCUUUAAUGCCAGAUGUUUGCAGGAAUCCUUAUCCACUACAACUGUGAUUUAGGGACUCAAAUUCAAAUUCACUUCCUGGCUAGCCGAACCAACAAGCAAUAGCAAAGAGCUCAGUUUGGAGGGUGGGGUGGGAAAUUUUGCGGGGGGGGUCUCUGCCUGCCUGCAUUCCCACCUCUUGGGACACAGGUUAUGCCGUGUGCACUCAGCAGGUUUAAUAUCUCAUAACCUUAUUCCCCACAAAGUGGGCAGCAUCUUCUCUUUACAAUGUAUUUGUAUUACAGUUAACAGGCAGGAUCAGGGCCCCCUGUGCUGGAUGCUGUACAGGUGUCUGGUAAAAGAUAGUCCCCGCCUCAGAGAGUUUCCAGUGUAAAUGGUGAGAGGGUUAACUGAAGCACAGAGUCCACAAGGUCACAUAGCCAGUCCGUGUCAGAGCCAGGAAUAGAAUCCAGAUCUCCUGACUCCAGUGCAGUGCCCUAGCCACUAGAUCAUACUACUUUCUUUUUUGGGUCACUGUUACAAGGGGCAAGGAAGGGGAAACAGCCUGUUUUGAGAUCCCAAAUCCACAGCAGAAUUAAAUUACAAUAAUGCAUCUGUAAAGCGAAGUCCUUGAAAAUCAGCUCUUCCUCGUCUCGCCAAGACUUGAGUUCACGUUUGUUUCUUGGCCUUCUACAGUUGAGGGUCUUGUUCCUCCCAAAAGCUGGGGAAGGAGUGCUGUCCCUCUGGCCUGGUGUCUGGGAUAGCACCAACUGCUCCAGGGGAAACGCACAACUCUGAACCUGCAAGUUCUAACUGGUAGGUAGCCUGUCUGGUCACCAUUCUAUCCAAAAUACAUGUAGAAGAGCUAUGGAUCAAAGCAUUGAAGUCCAUAGAGCAGGGCACACUUACACCAGCUGAGACUCUGGGCUCUGAGCGUACUUGAACUUCAGCACAUUCUCCGAUUCCCUGAGCUCCAUUCCUUACUUCUCUCACAACCUCCAUGUCCAUGGUCUAAGGUGUGAUCUGUCCAAACCUGGAGGAGCUGGUAAAAGAGUGUAUAUGCCCAUAUAUACCCAACUAUGGUGGUUAGGAGGCUGUUGGCCCAUUAGCUGGUAUGGAAGAGUGCAGAGUUAGUUAGGUCUCUCGCUGAUAGCUUACUAAUGGAAAACUAAUAGUAUUUACAAAUUUAAUAUUCUAAUCAGUUAUCCAAACAACUAAAAAGCCAUAUGGAUGGGGUGUGCCUGUGACAACCUGCGAGGGAUGAAGUUGCUAAAUCAACUCUAAGCUUCUGAUUGGUUGGAAACAUUCGGGCCACUCAAAUUCUUUGACUAGGCUCUUCCUAGAGCCGGACAUGGCAGCACAGUGUUACAGAUCUUGCUGAGCAUUUUCUCUAGGCUUUUAGCGCACUUCUUACAAUUGUGGUACCUCCCCAAAACAAUGCACAGACAGCUGGGUUGGGGAGUUCUAAAGCACUUCUCUCACAACCUCAUGAUUUCCUGCUGGCUCAGUCCACUUCUUAAUCCAAGUGACAAAGCAACUGUGGGAUGUACUUGCCUUCUGUUUUACAAAGUGCUUUUUGCUUCCUCUGUGGCAGUCGGAUGUGUUAAUUAACAGAAGGACUGUUACAAUGCAGAAAAGCAUAUGGAAGUAUUUAUACUAGGCCAAUUGUAUAAGACAGCGGGGGCUUUUUCGCUGUUAUCUGAUAACCAAUAUUUGAGAAUCUGGCUCUUUGCUUUUUUCUCUAUUGGAUCAAUCUAUAACCUGUCAUGGUUGGUUAGCGUCACAGCUGAAAGGCAUCAAGAUUAUGAAUUCAGCCAAGCUAAUGCGUAUUUUGCUCUAGGUCUCAGAGCAGCUGGUUGGAAGGGGUUUGCUUCAAAGAAGUUGGGAGAUCUGUUAAUGUGAUAACUGUGUCCAGCUGUAACAACUCUUGGAAAGGACAGUAAAUGCCACCUUUCCUCUGACAUUCUUGAUCCUUGCCAACACAAGCUUACCUGGGUGUACAUCUAUGAGGCAGGACAGAAGACAAAGCGAGUCCUUUUGACUCUUCCUUUUUGUAUAUGUGAUCGGAUUAGGGUUUCUUGAGCUAUUGAAGGUUGGGUGAAUAUUAACCGCUGAAAUGAUGGGACUAGAUGGGUGACCGAGGGCUCUGUUUUUGGCGACGAUUGAACCCGAUCAAAGCAUUUUAUGUCUAAAUUUUAAUGGCCACUGCAGGAGGUGGGAUACUGGGCUUGAUUGGCUAUUGAUCUGAUCCGAUUUGACAAAUCUUAUGUUCUUAUCUAUCCACGCCAGCUGACUUGAGCUACCGCAAAUAACUGAGUCAGCUGAGUUCUCCAGCUUCAGCUUUCAACAGGUGUGAGAGCACGUGGUCGGCCAUGUUGGCUCAGACACCAUGAGUGAAGUACCGACAUGUACCAAGCAUUCUGCCUGGUGCCUGUGACAGACGUGUUGCAGGUCUCAUCUCUUGUGUGGUAUUGAACGGGUGCUUUUGUUCCCCAGUGGUGGAAGUCACCCAUUCCCAAAGGAGAAAUUAAGUGUUUAAUUUCUCCUGCUCUUCCAAGGUAUAAACAGGGUCCAAAAAGUGGUCUCCUCUUUGUGGGGCAAUACGCAGUCUCUGUGCUCUGGGUUCAGCAAUGUCUUAGCCUAGCAUCCCCCCCCGCCCACUACCCAAUCCUUUCUUCUGAGUGUCCUCUGGACCUAGCAGGGCAAGUCCCAUCUGCAGCCACUAGCUAGCCUUCCUGUCUGGUUCCAAAGCUCUGCAGACCAGCUGGGAGAAGAGGGGAUCUGGGCCUUGUUUCCACCUGGCUGGCCACAUCCCCUAAGGCUAUAGUGGAAAAGGAGCCCUCUAAGGAUUCCCCUUGCGGUAUGUCAGUCUGUUCCCCUCGCUUGAGACUCUUCUUUGUGAAUGGUGGUUCCGUGUUCCUGAACCAAAGAGAAAUGAGAACCAAGGUUACCUUGUUCUUUGAAGGCGAGUAUGAUCUUAGUUGAUGUGCAUGUUUCAGGUGGCAGGUGAGCUGCUCUAAUCAGAGGUUUACCCACUAUUCAAAGAAGAAUUGAGUUUGUUUGAAUGAGUUCCUCUUUGUUAGGGAAACUUUAAAGGCCUCGUCUGCCACUAGUUUGUCAGCAUAUGUGUGUGUGUCGGGGUGUGGGGGGAGUGCAUUGUUACACACCUGCCCAGUUAAAGCCUAUGUUUUCAAGCAUGAAACAUCCAGGACCUGAUUUUUGGCAAGUGCUGAGGACUUGCUGGUCCCACUGAAAUCAGGGGGAGUGGCAUCUUGUCAGCACCUCUGAGGAUUAGUGUCCCUCAAGUUGGAAACCUGAAAGUUGAGGCUCCCUUUGAAAGCGAAGGCCUUAGCGACACAUCUUGAGAAUGAGCCGCCCAGCAAGCCAGCUAGCGAAGGGUCUAUGGAUGCGAUGCCUUCUGUACUUAGCAGACCUGCAUUUAAGACACAGCGUAUUUCUCUUGUCUAGCGGACAAGGCUGGGCUGCUCAAAUGGACGAUGCAUGCUAGCUCUGAUGUGCAAUAACGGGGGGUAAGCGCAAUUAUUCCUGCCAAGGAUUUUGUACAGUGUCAAAUCAGCCAACCUCCUUUGAUAUAGAAACCUAUUCCUAAUCUCCCCCGCCUGUUGCCCCACCCUGAGGGUAUGUGUACGGAUGAAGGUGGUUUUCUAGGGCAGCUGCUGUGACCGUAUCCAACAGCAUAAAUACAGCUUUUGGGGUCAUUUUAUUCUCUUUAAAGAGUUUAUUGAGGCACAGAAUUGGCACAUUCCUCUAUAGGACAGUUGUCUACAUCACCAUGAUGCUCCCAAACUUUAUGGCAAAGAUCCGUACCAGUAUUACAGAUGGAAUGUUAGUGAGCCUUACAAAAUGGAGGAAAUUACCAUCUUAAAUACACUUCGAAUGGUGUAGCUAUGGUUUUCUUAGCCUCUCGCUGCAGGACCCAGCUGUGGAGGGAAUAUAAACCUUCCGAGAUGGUCCCAGUCAUGGGUGAUGGGCCUCCUGGACUUCCACCCUUUGUCGAGGCGGCGUCUACGCUAAGCUCUUUCUGAAAACCUUCCUCUGGUGCCAUCACACCAGUGGUGAGAAGAGCUAGUGUAGACUAGCUGCCAACAUCUUUACAAUGUCAAUGAAACUUGCUCAGAGCAGGGUCUGGCCAAUCCAGUGAUAACAAGGUGAGUGGCCUGUCUACAUUAGCGCUCCCAUUAUCACUGGCGGUGGUGGUACUGUGCAGAAACAUAUGGCCACUUUCCAUGGUGGGAGAUGGAAAGAAUGUUCAGUCUAAGCAUUCGUCUGCGAAUUGCUGAUCAGCAAGCUCUGAGAACGAGUUUGAAGGCGUAUGUCAGCACACAAGGCGCUCUGAAGCUACACAAAGCGCUCUGAAGCUAGCUGGUCUGCACGUGCAAUUGAACGGGGCUGGGAGAUCGGGGAUAUUCAGCUGCCUGACCGCAUUAUGACAUCGUUUGGUUCUUCUCUCUGCUGAUUGGACCAAAACGUACAUAAACCACAUUACCUAACUGUUACUGCCCUGAUCUUACAAUACUGCCUUGCGGCCCCAUUCUUCUUUGACCUUUUUGUGCACCGAAUAGUAGAUGGCCUCUGUCCCAAAGAGCUUACAAUCUGAGUGACUUUCCCACUGUCAUGCAGUCAGUAACAGAGCCAUGAAUAGCGCCUCGAUCGUCUGGUGACCAGUCUAAUGCCGUGUUGACUGUAACGCAGUUUGGUAAGAUGGCUGAAGUAUAGUUUGGUACUAUCUAUGUAGGCAAAUACUGAGCCCGUGAUUCUCCAACAGGCCCAUGUAGCUGGGUCCUUCAAUACCAGAGGAAAUUCUCUGAGUGAUGGGGAAAACUUAAAAAUAUUUGUUUCUGGAAAAUGAACAUUAAGGAAGCAAGUGGGACAUAAAUUGUGUGGGAAUGGUGCCAUUUUCACCUCGUACAUCCCUUUUGUUUCAAUGCAUUGUUCUAUUAUCAUGACUUUAAAGAAAACCAAAACUUUUCAUAAUUUUUAAAUUUGCUUUUU
Molecule: messenger RNA, 11096 nt
Organism: Chelonia mydas (Green sea turtle)
Lineage: Eukaryota; Metazoa; Chordata; Testudines; Cheloniidae
Gene: KLHL18
Product: kelch like family member 18
Exons: 10
Coding region: 162-1895 (577 amino acids)
Molecular function (GO): protein binding
Source: RefSeq, a predicted model, not a curated record